Messenger RNA from Rotaria sordida, 297 nucleotides. The record is from the annotation of a GenBank genome assembly. Lineage: Eukaryota; Metazoa; Rotifera; Eurotatoria; Philodinida; Philodinidae.
AUGAAUGGACAUAAAAGUUCUCUAAAUGAAAAGUCAGAAAACAAAUCAGAUGAAAGUGAUGAAAAAAAUCCUGUUAUUCAACCGGGUAAUGAUCAUGAUAAAGAACAACAAAAUAAUGAAAAUAAUAAUACAGAAGAAGAACUUAAUGAACAAGCUCCUCUGGCUGCUGCCAUGAUUUCAGAUGAUUCAAAUAAACAAACAACAUCAAAUGAAUCUAAUGCAACAUCCACACGCAUUUUUUUGGGUGUAGGUGUGAGUGUUUAUAAAGAAAACGGCACCCACAUCCUAUAUAAUUAG